ACAGCAGCAGCAACAGCUCUGAGAGAGAGAGAGAGAGAGAGAGAGAGAGAUUUCCAAAUGGAAUAGAUUUCCAUAUAUAGAGGGAACGGAUUUCCAAAUGGAAUAGAGAGAGAGAGAGAGAGAGAGAGAGAGAGAGAGAGAGAGGCUUUGGAGAAGAUGAGUGUUUGGAAUUACGUGGUGACGGCACACAAGCCUACGAACGUCACGCAUUCCUGCGUUGGGAAUUUUACCAGCCCUCAGGAACUCAACCUCAUCAUUGCUAAAUGCACACGUAUUGAGAUACAUCUGCUCACUCCGCAGGGACUACAGCCUAUGUUGGAUGUUCCAAUAUAUGGAAGAAUUGCAACACUUGAGCUUUUUCGCCCUCAUGGGGAAGCACAAGAUUUUCUAUUUAUUGCUACAGAGAGAUACAAAUUUUGUGUUCUCCAAUGGGAUGCAGAGACAUCUGAGCUCAUCACGAGAGCAAUGGGAGAUGUUUCAGAUCGUAUAGGUCGCCCUACAGACAAUGGACAGAUUGGCAUAAUUGAUCCUGAUUGUAGAUUAAUUGGUCUUCAUCUCUAUGAUGGCUUAUUCAAGGUUAUACCCUUUGACAACAAAGGACAGCUCAAGGAAGCUUUUAAUAUUAGGCUUGAAGAGCUUCAAGUUCUGGACAUCAAGUUUCUGUACGGUUGUGCAAAACCAACAAUUGUAGUUCUUUACCAGGAUAACAAGGAUGCACGGCAUGUCAAAACAUAUGAGGUUGCACUCAAGGACAAAGACUUUGUUGAGGGUCCAUGGUCACAGAAUAAUCUUGACAAUGGGGCUGGUUUGCUAAUACCUGUUCCCAUGCCUCUUGGUGGUGUUAUUAUUAUUGGAGAAGAAACAAUUGUGUAUUGCAGUGCCACUGCCUUUAAAGCCAUUCCAACAAAACCUUCAAUUACAAGAGCAUAUGGGAGGGUUGAUGCAGAUGGUUCUCGAUACUUGCUUAGUGAUCAUGCAGGAUUUUUGCAUUUACUCGUUAUCACACAUGAGAAAGAGAGAGUGACUGGACUCAAAAUUGAGCUAUUGGGGGAAACAUCUGUUGCAUCAACAAUAUCAUAUCUUGAUAAUGCAUUUGUGUAUGUGGGCUCAAGCUAUGGAGAUUCACAGCUCAUCAAGCUAAAUCUCCAACCUGAUCCCAAAGGCUCAUACGUAGAAGUUCUUGAGAGGUACGUCAACCUUGGGCCUAUUGUGGACUUCUGUGUGGUUGACCUUGAGAGGCAAGGUCAGGGUCAAGUUGUGACUUGCUCAGGAGCGUAUAAAGAUGGUUCUCUUCGCAUUGUUCGAAAUGGCAUAGGGAUCAACGAACAGGCAUCUGUAGAACUUCAAGGCAUCAAAGGGAUGUGGUCUUUGCGGUCUUCUACUGAUGAUCCGUAUGAUACUUUCUUGGUCGUAAGCUUCAUCAGUGAGACACGCAUUCUGGCGAUGAAUUCUGAGGAUGAGUUAGAAGAAACUGAGAUAGAAGGUUUUUACUCCCAGGCACAAACUUUGUUCUGCCAAGAUGCGAUCCACAAUCAACUUGUACAGGUUACUGCCAAUUCUGUGCGUCUGGUCAGUUCUACAUCUCGAGAGCUGCGGCAUGAAUGGAAGUCGCCUUCAGGAUUCUCUGUUAAUGUAGCUACAGCAAAUGCCAGUCAGGUUUUGUUAGCCACUGGGGGAGGCCACCUAGUUUAUCUGGAAAUAGGAGAUGGGGUAUUGACUGAAGUAAAACAUACACAACUGGAAUAUGAGAUAUCAUGCCUUGACAUUAACCCUAUAGGUGAGAAUCCUAAUUACAGUAGUCUCGCAGCAGUUGGAAUGUGGACUGACAUAAGCGUUAGGAUUUUCUCCCUUCCUGGUCUGGAACUGAUCACAAAGGAGCAUCUGGGCGGAGAGAUCAUCCCUCGCUCUGUUCUUCUAUGUGCGUUUGAAGGGGUAUCUUACUUGUUAUGCGCCCUUGGAGAUGGGCACCUGUUCAAUUUCCUAUUAAACAUGAACACUGGUGAGUUGUCUGAUAGGAAGAAGGUCUCACUUGGGACUCAGCCUAUAACACUCCGUACUUUCUCUUCCAAGAACACCACCCAUGUGUUUGCUGCCUCGGAUAGGCCAACUGUUAUCUACAGUAGCAAUAAGAAAUUACUCUACAGCAAUGUGAAUCUAAAAGAAGUCAGCCAUAUGUGUCCUUUCAACUCUGCUGCUUUCCCUGACAGCCUUGCAAUUGCUAAGGAAGGAGAACUUACUAUUGGUACUAUUGAUGACAUCCAAAAGCUUCACAUCCGCUCGAUCCCACUUGGAGAGCAUGCACGUCGUAUUUGCCAUCAGGAACAGUCACGGACAUUCGCCAUUUGCAGUUUGAAGUACUGCCAGUCCACUACGGAUGACUCUGAAAUGCAUUUUGUGCGCUUGUUGGAUGAUCAAACCUUUGAGUUCAUAUCGACGUAUCCACUUGAUACCUACGAGUAUGGCUGUUCUAUCCUUAGCUGUUCAUUCACAGAUGAUACCAAUGUGUAUUACUGCGUGGGAACAGCAUAUGUAUUGCCUGAGGAGAACGAACCCAGCAAGGGCCGAAUAUUGGUUUUUGUAGUUGAAGAUGGGAAGCUACAGCUGAUUGCUGAAAAGGAAACAAAAGGGGCUGUGUACUCUCUCAACGCCUUCAAUGGGAAAUUGCUGGCUGCAAUCAAUCAGAAGAUUCAGUUGUACAAGUGGAUGCUUCGGGAAGACGGUUCACGUGAGUUGCAAUCUGAAUCUGGACACCACGGGCAUAUUCUCGCCCUGUAUGUUCAAACCCGUGGCGAUUUCAUUGUUGUCGGUGAUCUGAUGAAGUCCAUCUCGUUAUUGAUAUACAAGCAUGAAGAGGGUGCCAUCGAGGAGCGUGCCCGUGACUACAACGCCAACUGGAUGUCGGCCGUUGAGAUCCUCGACGAUGAUAUCUACCUUGGCGCAGAGAACAACUUCAACCUCUUCACUGUCCGCAAGAACAGUGAUGGCGCCACUGAUGAGGAGCGCGGCCGCCUUGAGGUAGUGGGCGAGUACCACCUCGGUGAGUUUGUCAACCGCUUCUGCCAUGGCUCCCUUGUCAUGCGCCUCCCCGACUCCGAUGUAGGCCAGAUCCCCACUGUCAUCUUUGGCACUGUGAACGGUGUGAUCGGUGUCAUUGCCUCAUUGCCCCACGAGCAGUACGUCUUCCUGGAGAAGCUACAGUCGAACCUGGUGAAGGUCAUCAAGGGUGUGGGUGGGCUGAGCCAUGAGCAGUGGCGGUCUUUCAACAACGAGAAGAAAACAGUGGAUGCAAAGAAUUUCUUGGACGGGGAUCUGAUCGAGUCAUUCCUUGAUCUCAGCCGGAGCCGGAUGGAAGAGAUCUCAAAGGUGAUGGGCGUGUCGGUGGAGGAGCUGUGCAAGAGAGUGGAGGAGCUGACGAGAUUGCACUGAAGUCGUUGCUGGAGGUGAUUGAUUUCAGGCUUUUGUUCCCCUUAUUCUCUUUUAUAUUUGUUUGUCAUAGAAUGGUCCACCUAGCAAUGU
Magnolia sinica is the source of this 3516-nucleotide messenger RNA. Its product is annotated as DNA damage-binding protein 1. Bases 157 to 3426 code for a protein of 1089 amino acids. Lineage: Eukaryota; Viridiplantae; Streptophyta; Magnoliopsida; Magnoliales; Magnoliaceae. Gene Ontology annotation, molecular function: protein binding; nucleic acid binding. The transcript is spliced from 19 exons. The record is from RefSeq and is a predicted model, not a curated record. Gene Ontology annotation, cellular component: nucleus.